AUGGUUAUCCUCUGGGAUACAGUGCACGACAACUUCAUAACUAAUACAUAUAAUUGUGAGAUUAUGCCUGCCAUUUACCAAAAUGUCUUUAUUGCAAUGGGCCCCACACUUAAAAUCAUUAACCGCUUUCUUUAUACAAAUCUUAUCCAACCUGCUAUAAAUAAUGGCUACCAUAAAAAUGAUAGCGGUUUCUAUUUGGAGUCUUUUGAUGAUAAGAUCAUAUCACAUAGUAUUCUAGAUGAGUUCUUAAAUCUUGGAGGCACUCCUCCAUUCGAGGUCAGGAAUGUAGCAGGGUGGAAGAAAAUAACCGAGCAGUUAAAACAAAGAUAUAUACUCUAUUGUAAUGAUGUCUGCGAUCAAUUGAAUGAUGAAUUUUAUGAGGAAAAGGACAAGAGAUUUGAUGAUCAUUUGAAAAAGUGGGAAUGGUUCAAAAGUCCUUAUCCGAUGGAUAAAGAUCAUCCCGGUAAAAUGACAAUUUAUGCUCAAAGAAGAGAUGGUAGAGUAGAAAGCGACCCCUCUAGCUUUCAGCCACCGACAAAAAGGAAACUAAGAUGUGUACUAUCUGACAGUGAUGAGAAUUUGAUUGAUCAUAUAGAACGGAAUGCCAUGCAUUAUGGAGCAUUCUUGCGUUAUAAGAGUAGUUAUAAUAAUCCAAAAGAAGCUGUGGAGUAUGCUGGUACUAAAGUCAAAACAAAAGAGUAUCCCUAUGGUACAACAUUAGGGGAAUUUUUAGUGGGUCGUCGUCUACUGCGUUUGUUUAACCUAUCAAUGGUAUAUCCUCCAAAAGAUUGGGAGCCCCCCAGUCCUGAAAAAGGCCGAAAGUGGUUAAAUAUCUGA
This is a messenger RNA of Sphenostylis stenocarpa, 837 nucleotides long. The record is from the annotation of a GenBank genome assembly. NCBI's taxonomy places the organism in Eukaryota, Viridiplantae, Streptophyta, Magnoliopsida, Fabales, Fabaceae.